UAAUAAAUAUUUAUUUUUGUAUUUUUCUUUCAUUUUCGACCCAGAACGUUGUAACACUGAGAGGAGAAAAGGAAAAUAAAUGCGGAAAUCUGGAGAAAGAAUGUAUGUAUCAAGAAGUCUGGACUCUGGACUAAGGAGUUCUUGUGUAACUGUAAUACCCCUCUGAGUAACAAACAAUAGUAGACUUUUUUCCAAAAAAUAAAGCAAUCGCUAGUAAGUUCAAACAAUUGUAUAAGCCUUGUGAGUAUUUGCAAACCGUUAAUAUUUAAGAAAAACAACAACAAAAAAGCAAGUUUGGAAUUACUACCCAAUCAUUUAAAGGGGGAAUAACUCGAAUUAUCGUGUACUUUUUAAUAGUUAUCACUCGCUGUUAAUUUAAAUAAUAAUAUUUCUCGGAAGACGAACGAAAGAAAGAAAAAAUAAUGGUUUUAGGAUUGAUGUAUAACAACAAGACUUUGGACAGUGAAGAACACGAAAAUGAAAGUCUACAGGACCGUAUAAUCAAGUACCCCAGAGAAGCAACAGUAUUUGCAUCUGUGUGUUGUAUUAUUUUCAUCGUCGUUGGUUGUCUAGGAAACUUGGUGACAAUAUUCGCAUUAUCCCGCUGUGUGAAGUUGAGAAAUGCCACGACAGCAUUCGUCUUCAGUCUAUGUAUGGCGGAUUUCUUAUUUUGUGCUUUUAACCUCCCCCUGACGGCGUCUAGGUAUAUUCAUGAAAAGUGGGUUUUAGGAGAUACAUUGUGCUUUCUGUUCCCUUUCUUUUUUUACGGGAACGUCGCCGCAUCUCUCAUGUCUAUGACAGCCAUCACCAUUAACAGGUUCAUCCUCAUCAACCAUCCUAGUAAGUACGAGAAAAUUUAUAAAAAGAGAUACAUCGCUUUGAUGAUAGCUUUUUGCUGGAUCUUCAGUUUCGUUUUGCUGGUUCCCACUCUCACCUCUUCGUGGGGUACGUUUGGUCUAGAUCCCGAGACCUUUUCUUGCACCAUUCUCAAGCUCGAUGGGAAAUCUCCCAAGAAGUUUUUGUUCAUCUUGGGGUUCCUGAUACCGUGCGUUGUGAUAAUCAUUUCUUAUUCGUGCAUUUUCUUUAAGGUACGUCGGACAAGAGAGAAUGUAGCUGCCCACAGUCCUCCAGUAAGUCCUACGUCACCCACACCUCUAAUGAAGCAUUCCGUGCAUAAAAAGGACGAACUUCGAAUAACGUGUAUGAUGCUAAUCAUAUUCAUAUCUUUCCUCAUCUGUUUUCUUCCACUCAUGAUCGUGAAUGUCUUCGACAAUAAAGUCAGGUAUCCUUCCUUGCAUGUCUUAGCAGCUAUCUUAGCAUGGAUGUCCUCGUGUGUGAAUCCUGUCAUCUACGCAGUUAUGAAUCGUCAAUAUCGCCAAUCUUAUAUUCGUUUCUUUAAGUUGUUCAUCCCACACCAAGCUUCCCGGCAAUCCACGUGCUCGCCUCGAUUUUAGCAUGGAUGGCUUCUUGCAUCAAUCCAGUAAUAUAUGCCUUAAUGAACCGAACUUAUCGCAAGGCUUACUGUCAACUCUUUCGCUGUUGCUCCUGCAAACCCCCAACAACAAAUCCCAAAACCUAUCACUUGCGAUCCUCGGGGUCGAACGAUUCACAGACUAAGAUUUCAGAAGUAUUUACUUUCCCAAAAACAAAAUACAAAGAUGAAGAUGACCCAGUUUAGAGAUAUGCUGAGACGUCCUCAAAAUAUUUGAUGCACGUAAGCAGAUAAAACUUACGACGAAAGUUAAACCGAAAUGAAGCAGGAUAUUAU
Messenger RNA from Limulus polyphemus (Atlantic horseshoe crab), 1768 nucleotides. RefSeq names its product protein trapped in endoderm-1-like. Gene Ontology annotation, cellular component: membrane. The transcript is spliced from 6 exons. The record is from RefSeq and is a predicted model, not a curated record. Lineage: Eukaryota; Metazoa; Arthropoda; Merostomata; Xiphosura; Limulidae. Bases 423 to 1454 code for a protein of 343 amino acids. Gene Ontology annotation, biological process: G protein-coupled receptor signaling pathway. Gene Ontology annotation, molecular function: G protein-coupled receptor activity.